ACAGAUAAUCAAGGGCAACUCCGAUUGCUUGUCCUGUUAUAGGUUUUUGGUCACAUCACACUCGGUUCCUUGGCGACGAUUCCCAAUCAAACGAAACAAUACCCGGAGUUCAAAACAGUUGGAAUUCGUUCCUGUUUUGAUUAAAAAUUCAUUGUGCAACAGGACAUGCUUCCUGCUUUGUAAAUUUUACCGAAAUAUGCUUCAUAAGAGUUCCCGUCCCGGUUACAAGAGAGUGAUCAAAAAGACGGCUUUGUGGCUGAUUGCGGCGGAAGCGAUUGGCUUCGGUGUCACAUACGCGGGCUGGUAUCGAUUGAAUACAAACAGAGAUUUCAGACAUUACGUAAAAGAAAACUAUCCCACGAUUUUGGAAAGCUAUUAUCAAUUAGGCGAGUUUUUGGGCGGGGACUCAGCAAUCCGUAGUCUGGACGAGCAGAUUUGGGUUCAACAGCGUGCUGUUGGUGAAAGCGGCACCAAAUCAUGAAUGUUUACACCAAGUCCAUAUUGUAUCUAGCAGUCUUUGGUGGUGCCGGCUACGUACUCUCCGAAGUAACCAAACCAAGCAAAGAGAAAAUAGAACUACUCAAACGGCAUCAUCGUGCAGACAACAAUUUGGGAAA
This is a messenger RNA of Armigeres subalbatus, 617 nucleotides long. Its product is annotated as protein CEBPZOS. The transcript is spliced from 2 exons. Bases 197 to 481 code for a protein of 94 amino acids. NCBI's taxonomy places the organism in Eukaryota, Metazoa, Arthropoda, Insecta, Diptera, Culicidae. The record is from RefSeq and is a predicted model, not a curated record.